Molecule: messenger RNA, 4917 nt
Organism: Drosophila subobscura
Lineage: Eukaryota; Metazoa; Arthropoda; Insecta; Diptera; Drosophilidae
Gene: spn-E
Product: probable ATP-dependent RNA helicase spindle-E
Exons: 10
Coding region: 92-4399 (1435 amino acids)
Cellular component (GO): intracellular anatomical structure
Molecular function (GO): ATP binding; RNA binding
Source: RefSeq, a predicted model, not a curated record
UUUUUUACCGUUUGAUUCCGCCGCGGCUAGCCCGCUGAUAUUGCGUGAUAUUUUUAGAAUUUCGAGUUUAAGAAAGCGUGCCUAAAUCAAAAUGGAUGAACAAUUGAAGAACUUCUUCGACUUUUCCAAGGAUUUCGUGCGAGAAGAAGCCCCGCGCGGCCAUGUUUCGGGCGAUGUACACGCUUUUGAGACAGAUUCUCACGAAUCAAAAAAGCCCAUCAAACGCGAGAUUAUCGGCAAAGACUAUGUGAACAAAUAUGUCGAAAAAGAGAAGGAGCGUAUGGAUGGGUUGUUAAGUUGUGAUGAAAUGGCGGCAAAGCGUAAUAAGACACUCGACGACAUUGACAGCGAUGAUGAGAACGAAGCGUUUCCCGACAUUCGCACCGAUGAAGAGUUUUACGACAAGUACAAUUUCAACCUGAAUCGUGACAAGGGUCUGCCGAUCUACGCAAAACGUGAGGAGAUCAUCAAUGCCAUUAAUGAGAAUCCCGUUGUGAUAUUGAAGGGUGAGACGGGUUGCGGCAAGACAACGCAGGUGCCACAAUAUAUUUUGGAUGAGGGUUUCAAGAGCAAACAAUACUGCAACAUUGUUGUAACACAGCCUCGCCGCAUUGCCGCCAUGUCCAUAGCGAAUCGUGUAUCCCAAGAGCGCCAGUGGCAGCCGGGCACCGUGUGCAGCUACCAGGUGGGCCUUCAUCGACAGCGCAGCGCCAUGGAAGACACACGACUUCUAUACUGUACCACGGGAGUGCUGCUGAACAAUCUUAUUACCUACAAGACUCUCACUCACUACACCCACAUUGUGUUGGACGAGGUGCACGAGCGUGACCAAGACAUGGACUUCCUGUUGAUCGUGAUACGCCGCCUUCUGGCCACAAACUCGCGUCACGUAAAGAUCAUUCUGAUGUCGGCGACCAUUGAUCCACGCGAGCUAUCCGAUUACUUUGCCACCAAGAGCUCCGUGCCGCCCAUUAUCUCCGCCAGCCCUGGACGCAACUACACUGUGAACAAAUACUAUCGCGAUCAAUUGCACGCCGUUAACUGGGAGGGCCACAUGGAGGAUAUAGACAGUCCAGGCAUUAGCCAUCAAGGCUACAGAUCAGCGAUUAAAAUCAUUUUGGUCAUCGACAACAUGGAGCGCAACGACAAAGUUACCGGCAAGACCUACCAGCAGGCCUUGCGCGAGGGUUCCGUUCUCAUCUUUCUGCCAGGCAUUGGGGAAAUCAACUCCAUGUGCGAUACGCUCAAGGAAAUGCUGAAACAUGAUCCCAACAUGAAGCUCAAUAUGGUGCGCUGCCAUUCCCUGAUGACGCCCGACGAUCAGCGGGACAUCUUUGAUCCAGCACCGCCGGGCUAUCGCAAGAUCAUAAUGUCCACCAACAUUGCCGAGAGUUCCAUUACCGUGCCGGAUGUGUCAUAUAUUAUUGAUUUUUGCCUCGAGAAGGUGCUGGUCACCGAUACGUCCACAAAUUUCAGCAGCCUGCGGCUGGCGUGGGCCUCGAAGACCAAUUGUCGCCAGCGCGCCGGACGCGUUGGUCGUCUGCGGAAUGGUCGCGUUUAUCGCAUGGUCACCAAAUCAUUCUACAAUCGAGAGCUCUCGGAGUAUAGCGUGCCGGAGAUGCUGCGCAAGCCAUUGCAGAACUGUGUGCUCAGGGCCAAAGAGCUGAAGAUGGGCACACCGGUGGAGCUGCUGGCCCUGGCCCUGUCCCCGCCCAAUCUGUCGGAUAUUUGCAACACCGUGCUGAUGCUCAAGGAAGUGGGUGCCAUGUACCCCACCGUCGAUGGCGAUUACGAUCCCAUGGAUGGUGACAUCACCUCUUGGGGCAGAAUUAUGUCCAAGCUGCCGCUAGAUACGCACCUCAGUAGGAUGAUAAUUUUGGGCUAUGUAUUCAAUCUCCUUGAGGAAACGAUCAUCAUCGCCGCUGGCUUGAGCGUGCAUGGCGUUUACGUAGAUGGCCGGACAUCUAUGAAGGCCGACACCUACUGGAUGCAUUAUGUCUUUGCCGACGGCUCUGGCUCCGAUUUGGUGGGCAUUUGGCGCAUGUACUUGACCUACCUGAACAUGUGCGAGAAUGGAAUGGUGAAGGAUGCGUCUAAGCAGUGGGCCAAUCGCUUCCAUCUCUCGGUGCGAGCGUUGAGCGAGAUGCAUUUGCUGGUGCAGGAGCUGCGCAGUCGCUGCAGUAAACUUUCCCUGGUGCCGAUUACCUACCCCACCCGCCACAUCUCCGAUGAUCGCGAGAAAGCUCUAAUGCUCAAGGUGGUCAUUGCUGGUGCCUUCUAUCCCAACUACUUUGUGCAAUCGAAGUCAACGCCAGGCGCUGAACGGGGUAUGUAUUCGGUGAUCGCUGGAUUGGAUCCAUGCCGCACCGUGUACUUCACCUCGUUCACGGACCGCACCAUGGGGGAGCUGUACACGCGCAAAAUCAAGGAACUGUUCCUCGAGGCAAAGAUACCGCCCGAAAACAUUGAGGUUACCUUUGGCACAGGCUCGGAGAAGGUUUUUGUCACCUUCAAGAAUGAUGGCUGCAAGCCCGAAGGCUCCACAUAUAUCCAUGUCCCUGGGCGCAUCAAAACGGAGGUCUACAAAGCACUAAGACUGCGAACAUUGAUCGCUCAGCGCUCAAUUCUUGUAAUGGAACCAAGAAGUGCCCUGAAGUAUGUGCAGAACAACAAGAUAGGGCAGGUCAUUGAGGGUCGUUGGAUUCCCCCAUCCAAGCCUGUGGCUGUGGAGCUGCUGGCUCUGCCGUCUGUCUUCGACAAGAAUAUAGUCGGAAGGAUUACAAAAAUUGUGAGCUGUGGCAAGUUCUACUUCCAGCCGGAAUCCUUUGGUGACUGCAUUGCCAACAUGUCGGAACAUUUCAAUGAUCCGCGGCAGCUGCAAAAUCAUGUAAAAAAUGCGGGCACCAUCACCAAGGGGCUGCUGCUGCUGGCCAGGCGUCAGGGCGUGUACCAGCGAGCCACUGUGAUUCGUGUGGAUACCCUGAACAGUCGUCAUUUGCUGUUUUGUGUUCGCUUCGUUGACUACGGAGAUAUUGAAAAGCUGCCCAUGGAACAGCUGCGUCUGAUGUCCCCGGAAUUGUUGCAGCAGUACAGAGAUUUGCCACCGCGCGUGUUCGAGUGUCGGCUGGCCCUGGUGCAACCCUCAUCGAUGGCCAGCACAUUUAAUGCCUGGCCCCAACAGGCUGACGAUAUGCUCCAUGCCAUGGCCAAACGCGGACGCGUUCAACUCGAGAUCUACUCGCUGGUGCAGAAUGUGGCUGCAGUCAAGAUACAAUUGCAGGAGGGAUACCUCAACGAUCUGUUGGUUGAGCAGAAAUUCGCACGUCGCACCGAUGAGGACUACAUGUCCCGCAUGGAUCAUGAUUUUCGGUUGCGCAAACAGGAGUCCCGCGGCUACAUAUCACAUCAAGAGAGGCAGCAGGUGCAUGAAGAGUAUCUGCGCUCGAAGCAGCUGCCGCAGGAUAUGGACUUGGCUCCGCCACCGCCACAGGAGUGCACCAAACUGCUGAAACUCAAGGGUCCCUUCAGCACCCUAGAAUCGACCAUAUACUGCACCAUGCGUUCGGGUCUCAGCAAGACGAUAAAAGUGGAUCCUGGCUCGGUGAAUUUUGUGCUUCUGGACUCUGAACCCCAAGAUCAACACGACAAGAUGAUUGUGGCCGCUACCAUGAACGAGGCUGGCCCAAACGGACGCAUUUUGAAUCUGCGGGGCACCAGCUUAAUGCCCAACAUACCCGGCUUUGCAGCAAUUAUGACCAUGAUAUUCUGCCCAUGUGCACAGCUUAAAGCCAACAAGACACACAGCCGCUAUGUGGCAAUAUUAGCCGGGCUCGGGCAUCAUUCGGAAACAAUGCAACCUUUCUACGAAGAUCAUGAUAUGGUUAUUAACUUGGAUGUCAAGAUCGAUGAGGAUGAUGUUACCCUGAUCAAUGAAAUUCGCUACUACAUUGACAGCACGUUCUUCAACCUUGAUGGUGCCUUAUAUCCAUCUGCGGGUUUUACCGAUCGCAUUUUAAUAUAUAAUAAACUGUAUUCCGCACUCAAUCGACUUUUGAACAAAAAUCGAAGCUUCAUUGAGUCACAUUCGAGUAAUUCAGACUUUGAGUGGCAAAAGAUGGAGGAGCAACGUGUGCCGGAUCGUCAGCCCUAUGGAAAACGUUCCAUAUUCCCCACACACCAAACCAUUCUCGAGCUGCGCAAUGAGACCAAUGACACUAUCGUUCCACUGAUUGAGAACUGCAAGGAGUUGCACAAUUAUCGGAAUUUUGAAGGCACCUUCGAUCCGAUGACCUGCAGGCUGUGCAAGCAGUCACUGGAAACGGUGCCAGAGCUUCGUAUGCAUCUGCUCACCCAGCUGCAUCUUGAUCGUGAGCAACAGAUCGGCUUCCGCAUGGACUAAGGGACAAACAUUUUCACAUUUAUCCAACAUUUGACACAUUCUAUUUUGACUUUAUAGGCAGCAGAAGCUAUUAUUUUUCCAUAAAUGAAUAUGGUCUCUAGUCCUAUGGAUUAGUAUUAUUAUUUUUAGUUUUUUUCACAUUUAAAAUUCAAUUUAAAAUGUAUUUUUCGACUGGAAACAUUCACAUUUCGAUAGGAAAAAUAGAUGCAUUUAUUUGACUACAGAUUAAUAGAAAUCUAAGACAGAUAACUGAUAUGAGUUAGUUCAGGAUAAUGUAGGAUUAACUAAAGAAUUCUCAGGAAUAUUAAUUUGAAAUGUAUCUUUCGAGGGGUGCAUUGCUGAACGUAAUUCAUGUUUCGAUUGGAAAAAUCGAGGAAUUUAUUUGAUAACAUUUGACAACAGGUUAACAGAAAUAUAAGAUAGAAAGUUGAGAUGAGUUAGUUAACUUUCAGGAACUAAAGAGUUCAGGAACAUACAAUACAGUCUUCCCGCACAGAUGGCAAAACGAAAAAUUCUAU